AGGUUCAAGCGAAAGCGUGUGUGUGUGUGUGUGUGCGCGCAACAGUGUGGCAUUAAUUGCAAUUCUGAUCGAUCUACUUUCCAAACAAGCCAGGGACCGACCGCUAAUUAUUUAUAUAUAUAUAUAUAUAUAUAUAUAUAUAUAUAUAUAUAUAUAUAUAUAUAUAUAAUUACUUUCAGCGGUUCCACUUUCUGUUUGUGUGCGUGCUGAAAAUGUUUACUGGUUAAUACCGUACUUCCUGUGUUGCAUUGCUCGAUUUCAAUAAUAAUAAUAAUAAUAAUAAUAAUAAUAAUAAUAAUAACAGUGAUCGGGGGGGCUCGUUUCUUCAGCAGAUGGAUUUGGUACCCUUGCUGUCAUGGUCCUGCAUCGUUUUCACGCUGUGCAUGUUUUCCACCGGCCUGUCAGACCUGCGGAAGAUGUAUUUCUCCCGAAGCACAGAGAAUGUUCAGCUGCUGCCUUUCCUCACCACCAACCUCAAUAACCUGGGCUGGCUCUUCUAUGGCUAUCUGAAGGACGACUGGACUCUCAUUACUGUCAAUCUGAUCGGAGCCACUCUGCAGACCGUCUACAUGCUGGCCUACUUCUUCUACUCCCUGGAAAAGAGGAAGGUUCUGCUGCAGACUGGGCUGGCCUUGGCAGUGCUGUGCUCGGCCUGCUUCUACUUUUCAGUCCAGGUCCCGGAUCUGAGCACGAGGCUGAGUCAGCUGGGCCUCUUCUGCAGCGUGUUCACCAUCAGCAUGUACCUCUCCCCUCUGGCGGACCUGGCUAAGAUCCUGCAGUCUCGCUCCACCGAGUGCCUCUCGUUCCCGCUGUCGGUCGCCACUUUCCUCACCUCAACCUCCUGGACUCUGUACGGUCUGCAGCUCAACGACCUGUACAUCACGGUUCCUAACACCCCUGGUGUAAUCACCAGCCUGCUCAGAUUCUGGCUGUUCUGGCAGUAUCCCUCCACAGGACAGGACAAGUUCUCCUACAAGACCCUGCAGGCUUGAGGGGGCGGGGCCAGGCAGCUGGGAACCAAUGAGAGCCUCCAGUCGGUCCCCGCGCUCCUCAGUGGUUGGAAAGUUCCGAGCAAGCUUUUUAAAAGCCCCAGUGCGCAGUGGUGUGCAGCGCUGAGAGAGCGGGGGAAGCCAUGGCAGCGCCAGCUACAUCCCAAACCCCCCCCCCCCCCCCCCCCAAGGCCGACGAUCCUGGACCCCAGGAACAUCUGCCUGCCAUCGCGAGACCAAAGAACCAAAAGUGUGUGCCUCUCUCUAUCUCUGUUGUUCAUCCCUCCCUCUCCUCACCUCUCCAUCUCUAUUUCCCUCUGCUCUCUCUCCUCACCUCUCCAUCUCUGCCUCUCCUCUGUACCUCUCGUUUGUAACCCUGUCUCUGUAGUUUGUAAUCUAUAUUCUCCCCAUCUCUCUCUCUCUCUCUGCUAAAUUCAAAGCCAUGAAGUCAGUUAACUCUUUCUGUACCAUUUUUCUGAUUUUUGUUUUGUUUUGUUCUGAAGACAAUUGAAUAAUAAAAGGCCACUCAUUCAUAUUAAGUUGAAGUCGGCCCACCCAGGACUAGCCGCUAAUCAAUCAGAAUGAACUGGAAUUUGUGAUUGGUAGUUUUUAAAAGUGUUUUAAUUAAAUCAUGUUUGAAAAACAAAAAGAGUGAUUUGAACAAAACAACAAAUCAAUAAG
Polyodon spathula (Mississippi paddlefish) is the source of this 1670-nucleotide messenger RNA. It is a transcript of the gene slc50a1, whose product is annotated as solute carrier family 50 member 1. The transcript has 6 exons. NCBI's taxonomy places the organism in Eukaryota, Metazoa, Chordata, Actinopteri, Acipenseriformes, Polyodontidae. Gene Ontology annotation, biological process: carbohydrate transport. The coding region runs from base 333 to 992 and encodes 219 amino acids. The record is from RefSeq and is a predicted model, not a curated record. Gene Ontology annotation, cellular component: membrane. Gene Ontology annotation, molecular function: sugar transmembrane transporter activity.